Camelina sativa (false flax) is the source of this 386-nucleotide messenger RNA. RefSeq names its product glycine-rich RNA-binding protein GRP2A-like. Gene Ontology annotation, molecular function: RNA binding. Lineage: Eukaryota; Viridiplantae; Streptophyta; Magnoliopsida; Brassicales; Brassicaceae. The record is from RefSeq and is a predicted model, not a curated record. Gene Ontology annotation, biological process: miRNA transport.
UUUACUUAAAACUUAGAAACCAUCACUUGUUUUUCAUCUCACUUUAGCAAAUGGCUUCCACAGAUGUUGAAUUCACGUGCUAUGUUGGCAACCUGGAGUCGGACACAGACGAAAAAGAUCUCGAGAAUGCGUUUUCUCAGUUUGGCGACGUUAUAGAUUCUAAUGUCGUUUACGAAAGAGAUUAUGACUAUUAUGAUUAUGAAAACGACUACGAAUGUGAGCUUCCGAUCUCCAUAACAACGAAAAAGGUAUAUGGAUUUGUUAGUUUCAAAGAUGAGAAAUGCAUGAAGGAUGCAAUCAAGGGAAUGAACCGUCAGAACCUCGGGUUAAAGACCAUUAAUGUGCAAGAGUCUCACUCAUCUCGGAGGCGUCGUCGUCGUCGUGGU